AUGGAUUCAAGAUGUAUCGCUGCUCGACACAUAAUAUUGUAUCCUGGACGUGAUGAUGCCGUGAAUGGUAACCACGAAUAUUUCAUGCAAUUCUAUAGUAGUGUUGGCAGAGAAGCAGUUAUGAGUAUUUUCAAAGUUCUAGGAUCUCCUCGAAGGAACGGCAUAACGGCGAGUUCUGCAAUCAAUCAUCAGGCUUCCACGAUGCAGCUCGCCGAGGAGCUUAGGCGAAUCUGCCAUGAAAGUUAUUUAUGGACAGCAACACAUAUUGGACCAGAAAUGUUUUAUUUUAGAGAAGAUGAUGAAGCAACUAGCAACUUUCAACUUGAAACGCUACCUAGAACUGAAAUUUUGAAAGCGCUAACACUGAACUUUUUUUUUGAUUAUAUUUACACUGACAUGAUAAAUACUCCACUUAUUCACUCAUGUCUUCCAUUAUAA
Molecule: messenger RNA, 438 nt
Organism: Angiostrongylus costaricensis
Lineage: Eukaryota; Metazoa; Nematoda; Chromadorea; Rhabditida; Metastrongylidae
Source: the annotation of a GenBank genome assembly